GAGCGCAUCGCUCCGGUCUCCCCGUGCCGCCCGUUAGUGCGGCGCUCCGGGUAGCGACAGCGUCCGCAGCGCGAUGGCUCCGCAGAGGCGGGCGGGGCCCAAGGCUGCCGAGAGCGGCGGGGGCAGCGCGGGGACCUGGGCGGACAGGGGGGAGCGGAGGCGCCUCAGCAGUGUGAGGAAAAGCAGAGCCCACCAAGAAUCACGGAGGAAGUGGCUGAAAGUCGCAUUCCUAGUCUCCUCUGCUGUCCUUGUUAGCCUCUUGAGCUGGAGCUACUUGGUCAGCGAAGAUGGGGUCGCCGAGGUUCUGGCUCAUUACAGCGAAAGUCUGCAGGACAGAUUCAUUGAGGUGCCCUGCUCCGAGGACUAUGACAGCCAUAAAAGAUUUGAAGGGUGCACUCCUAGAAAGUGUGGAAGAGGCAUAACAGACGCAGUAAUCACCAGGGAGGAAGCUGAAAGAAUCCGUAGAAUAGCGGAGAGGGGACUGUCCUUGGGAGGAUCUGAUGGAGGGUCUUCUCGAACUUUCCCGGUGCUCCAAGACUUCUUGAAAAUCAACAUUAAUGGUCCGGCUUCAAUCUUGGAUUUGCAUUCUGGAGCUCUUUCAGUGGGGAAGCAUUUUGUUAAUCUGUACAGAUACUUUGGGGAUAAAAUUCAAGAAGUCUUUACAGAAGAGGAUUUCCAGUUAUACCGUGAUGUAAGGCGGAGAAUUCAGCAAACAAUAGCUCAGGCAUUUGGUAUCAGCUCUUCUUCUAUGUAUCUGACCAAGCCAACCUUCUUCUCAAGAAUAAACAGCACAGAGGCCAAGACAACGCAUGAUGAGUACUGGCACCCGCACAUUGACAAGGUAACCUACGGAUCCUUUGACUAUACAUCGCUGCUUUAUCUGUCUGACUACACUGAAGAUUUUGGUGGCGGGCGAUUUGUGUUCAUGGAUGUCGGUGCUAACAGGACUGUAGAACCCCGAGCAGGUAUCCUUGUUAGUCUCUUUUUGCGGAUACAGACUAACACGGCUGCUACUCUGAAAUCUGAUUCAGGUCGGGUUUCCUUUUUCACCUCUGGGUCGGAGAACCUUCAUCGAGUGGAAAAGGUUCGCUGGGGCACUCGUUAUGCCAUUACCAUCUCCUUCACUUGCAAUCCCGACCACGGCAUUGAGGAUCCAGUCUUAACGUAAUCCGUCCUGGGAGAGAAUGUGAGGUCGAAUGGAAUGAUAGGAGAAGCCCUGUGAGGGGAGAAAAUGGAGAUAAUUUCCUAUGUAAAUUCCCAAUCAAUUAAAAUUUCCCUACCUGUAUUUAAUAUAAUGUAACAUCAUUUUCACACAUCUUCCUCCAUAAGUGUUGCAAACAGUGCCUUAAGGACCAUAUUUAAUUCAACAUUCUGUUAAAAAAGGGUUUUGUUUUUUUAUUCAUCCAAUUGAGGAAACAAGACCUUUUUUAUUUUAGGUUACUUUGCUUUGAGGAAUGCAGAGAAAACAUAUUGAACCAAGUUCUGCUGGGCCCUAUGCCAUUGUUAGCUGGUGUAAUAGACCAGAAUUUGGCCCUUUAAAUCUUGUCAUCUCCAUCCUGUCACAACACCUAAGAUAGAACAAGAAGGACAUUAUCCUCCUGUUGGCCAGCCUUUGUUCUUCUUGCAACCGAUUCUCUUAGUCAUGGGCAUUAUUUGCAAACACACACGUGGUUUUGUCUACUGGAACUUACUUGAACUGUUCUUUAGAUUACUACAGGUAUUUAAAGCUAAACAUGGGGGGCAGGGAAGGUGAGGAGUGUUUAGUAUCAAAUAAAAUUAGGGAACUAAAUUGUCUGUUUGGUGAAUCAAUAGCCUAGGGCUUCAAAAGAGCAAUCUCAGUAGUGCAACAGGGAUGGCCAAAGUGCUAACAGGAUGUGUCAUAUUGGUCUUGGCUCUGAUCAGGAAGAAGCAUUUGAUGUACUUGGCUCUGGGGUAGUUCUUUUUUUCCCAGCUGAAUCUCCAUAGUGACCAUGAAGGUAGUUGCACUCAGCUGUUUGUGUGAAUUGUUUUGUUUGAGCAUUUUAAAUGUUUAAUUCUUUAAAUAUAAUUAAAGGAAAUUUCAAAAUGAAAAAUAGUUUAAACUUCCAAAAUGUUUAGAUUUUUUAAAUUUGAAACAAAACAUUUUGAUUUUUUUCUUCAGAUUUUUUUUUUUUAGGAUAGUCCACCCAAGACAAUUCUGUGACAUUAAUAAAUUCACAAAAUGUUUUGAGACCCCAAAGCUGCAUUUUUCACUGAACAUGUUGGCCAAAAGUUUUGUUCAGCUCUAUUUUUAUUGGCUUUAAUUAGCAAUAAAGCACUUCAGACAUUUGAUAUUUGGUUGAAGGGCGCUCUGAUUUUGUUGUCAUGCUUCACAACACUCAACUGCAGUCAUGGAACAGCUCUUAACUUUCUGGCUCAAAUAAUGAAUCAAGUUGUUCAGAAGUUUCUGAACAAUUUGCUUUGGCCUAGUGUAAAGAUUUUCCCUUAACCAUGGAUGCUCAUCUAUGGUAUGUCUACUGGAAUAAUGUAUUUCAAGGACUUCAGAAAACCGUGGGUUGUGCCAUAAAUAUAGAACUAGUAGCAAAACAAAUGACUAAUCUUGUCAAUUACUUUGCUUUAUUGUGGUAAUUAAGGGAUUUGCAGAUUAGCAUUUUGAUCAUUUAAUUGUAGGAGAAACAAGAAGUUUCCUUAGAUACUGAGUUCUGAUGAAAGUCUUCUAUUGACAGUAUAGCGUGAAUUUGUGUCACCUCUGUAGAAGUCUGUUGUAAUUGGCUUAUAGGAAACUGCGUUGUGAUUGCCUGCAUUUCACAUGCCUUUUUCCCUUUUUUUCUUUUUUAAUCCACUUAUGACAUUAGAUAUAUUUAAAUAUUGGAGGAUUCAACUGCAGCUCAGUAAUAAAAGGUGGCUUUUCUCAUUGGUUCCAUUGGUAGAGUUAUCAGCUGACAUGCCUGCAAGGCGAGUCUGCAAUGAGUUUUUCAGUUAUCAGCACACCAAGACAGACUCUUUCCAUGUGAAAGAGGAAAACUUGUCAUAGUGGCUGGAUCUAAAGAAAUAAAAAUAUUAAAGUUAGUUGGAUAGCAUGUCUAAAGGCCUGAUCGAAAACCGGUUGAUGUCCAUGGAAAGGCUCCUAGUGACUUCAGGGACCUUUAGAUCAGGCCUUAAUUGUACACAUAUGCAAGAACAGGAUUAACAGCAGCAGAUUCCUUGGGUUAGUUUUGUUAUUAAAGCUAUCGUGUCAUUUCAACUUAAUUCUUCAGGUUUUUUAGUGAGUUACAAAAGAAUCUUCACUGCAAUUUGCCACCUUAAAGUGUUUAUUGGUUAUUUCUGUGUUUCACACAGGCUGAAUUGUUUUGAAAAUAGCACAUCUUUCAGAACCAUCUUCUAAAAAGCACUUGUUUUAAUGCACCAGAGAUUAACAUAAAUUUGUUAUACAGUUGCGGGGGAGGAAUCUUAAGCAGUUCCCCGUUCAGGUUUUUCAUACUUCAAAGACUGCCUACAGGACACUUUGCAUCUCCUUCAUACUGUGAAUUCUGACUGACAUUAAAACAUAUCUAAGAACAA
Trachemys scripta elegans is the source of this 3540-nucleotide messenger RNA. It is a transcript of the gene OGFOD3, whose product is annotated as 2-oxoglutarate and iron dependent oxygenase domain containing 3. Gene Ontology annotation, cellular component: membrane. NCBI's taxonomy places the organism in Eukaryota, Metazoa, Chordata, Testudines, Emydidae. The record is from RefSeq and is a predicted model, not a curated record. Bases 74 to 1168 code for a protein of 364 amino acids. The transcript has 11 exons. Gene Ontology annotation, molecular function: oxidoreductase activity, acting on paired donors, with incorporation or reduction of molecular oxygen; L-ascorbic acid binding; iron ion binding.